Nicotiana tabacum (common tobacco) is the source of this 886-nucleotide messenger RNA. Lineage: Eukaryota; Viridiplantae; Streptophyta; Magnoliopsida; Solanales; Solanaceae. The record is from RefSeq and is a predicted model, not a curated record.
AAACCCUUUGCGUAUACAUCAAUAGUCCGGCUAAAUCGGCAAAUAUAUCCAACAAAUUAAGCCUUUUAAACCAAUCAGUACAUUAUUAAUAUACUCAAUGUCAGAUCGUAUUGAUGACUUGGCUCUCAUGAUAUCAGAUAUGGAAUUUGCAGAGAAACUGCAGAUGCAACAUGUUCUUGGAGCCUCUUAUGAAAGUUCCCAAGGUUUCUGUGGAAUUUGGAAAAACAAAAAGGGAGCACAUCGAAUGUUCAACCUCGAAAAAGUACUGCUCUCGUCAUUCUUUCUGUUCUCACUGUAUAGGUCUAUAUGUCCAAUCCAAGAUUCGCGACAACAUUUUCCCUAUAACUUGUCCAGGUUUGAGAUGUGGUGUCGUAAUUCAACCUGAAUCUUGUAGGUCUAUUAUUCCAGUAAAUGCUUUUGCAAGGUGGGAAGAAGGCUCGACCGAGUCAGCUAUUCCUAAUAGUGAAAAAUUCUAUUGUCCUUAUAAAAGAUGUUCUGGGCUGUUCAUUCAUGAUAAUCAUGAAGAGGUCAUUGAAUGCAUUUGUCCUCUGUGCAAAAAACUGUUCUGUGCCAAGUGCCGAGUCCCUUGGCACACUGGGCGUGAUUGUGACAAGUUUCAAAUAGAAGAAAAAAACAGAGAAGAUGAACUAAAACUUAAGCUGCUUGCUGAGAACAAAAAAUGGAAGGAAUGCCCUAAGUGCAAAUCCAUUGUGGAGAAGGUUGAUGGCGGAAUACACAUGACGUGCAGGUGUAAAAUGGAAUUUUGCUACGUAUGUGGAGGAACGUGGAGCGGAAGGCAUUGGAGUUGCCGAGACUAGUUAUGAUAUACUAUUGGAUUGCCUCUUCAUACCAAUCGGAUGCUGAAUAUUUUGUUGUCAGAAUAAAA